AUGGAUGAUACCAGCGAGAACGAGGCAGCUCUUCUCGAGGGCUGUGUUGCCUGCGAAGAGUUGGCGCUUGCGAAACAGACAGGGGUGAAUGAGACGAUGGUGAACGAUAGGACCGCCGAGGCGCCGAUUUCUGUCGGAGCUCGUGACGGGGGCCUUAUGCGAACUGUUGGACCGUUUCCCGUGAACGAGGGCGCCAGUACCUCAGGCAUACAGAUCGGUGGGGGUAGGGCCAGGAGGGCUCCGAGUUACGAUUCUGACGUAACAUUAGAGUCAGACGAUGACGAUGCCGAUGACGAUGACGAGACACAGACAGCUUCCGACGUGAAGUUUGAAUUCGACGACGAUGCUGAUGACGACGAGACAGAGGGUGCAUACUCUGGAAACAUGGGCAGAGAAUCGGAGCUGGAGAGUAAAGCUGCGAGCGAGAAGGAAUCAAAUCAGGCAUCCGAUGACGGGGCUGAUUUACUGGGUAACCGUUUCACGGUUAUCGAUGAAUCAACGAAAUUCAUUCGUAAAUUCGCGGUCACAGGGCGUGAGUUGCGAAUGAAGAUCGCGGCCCCUGAAUCGGGUGUUAAUCUGGUGGAGUGGCUGGAGGACGCGUUCAGAAAUCUGCAUGCGUAUGCCGUAGCAACGUGUCGGCGUAGCGACUACAUAGGUUUCACGUUUAGCGCGGAGAGUUUUAAUCAUGGUCCUGCGUGGUUAUCGUUCCGGUCGGUGAGGGAUUCGCGGUACAGUGACCUCUGGAAGUUAGUUUUCAGCGUAGCCCAGAGCGUAUCAGAGUUUGGCGUCGACAGCGUCUUUACCGUGACGGUACACAGUGUUGGAGUACCAGAGGGUCGCGGAAAGCCGAAGCUGAUCACGCACGCGGGGGUACUUAAAAAAUCCGUCGUCCAGAUUGUCAACAGUGAGGGGUUGUGUUCACCUCGUGCCCUCGUUGUAACCAAGGCUCACGCCGAAAGAGGCCCGAACCGCAGUGGCUCUCUGCACGAGCAUUACGAGAUGGUGAGAUUCGCUAGGUCCAGUUUCCGGCGUGCAGAAGCGCGUAAUCUUGUUGCGAACGCCGGUGUCGAGAUUCCGCCAACGGGGUGCACAGUGCAUGAAAUCGCACAGUUCCAGAACUAUCUGGCACGCAAGGGAUUCCUCAUCACAGUGUACGAGUUGGGGAGGCUAGGUACCGGCGAAGCGGCAUUUUACGACGGUACUGCUGUGGUGAGAGCAAACGGAACAGGCGAUGUCAGGCACCGAUUGAAUCUGUUGUAUUAUUCCGAAGAACAGCAUUAUUGCGCAAAUGUAAAUUUAACCGCGGCGGCAGCAGGGGCCUUUUUCUGUCAACCCUACAAUAGGAAAUUUAACAACGGGUACGAACACCGAUGUUUCGUCAAGUGCCCACAGUGCCUCGCAUCGCCACCGUGCAACAGCGAGUCUCGCAAAAUCGAGUGUCCCGAUUGCAGACGCGUGUUCCGCGGUAACAGUUGUCUGGAGUACCACCGCAGGAUCGGCUCCUUCAGUCCGCGUCGCUCCGUUUGUGCAACGCUGCGUAUAUGCCGGAAUUGCGAGCGAUUCGUAAAUCUUUCGCGGAGGGCACACAUUUGUGAAACUCGUUUUUGCGUCACGUGCCGCUGCAACAGACCGUACUAUCACUACUGCUUCAUGACGCCGCUGAAAGACGCAACAAGACCGAAACGUUGCAUCUUCAUUUUUUAUGAUUCCGAAACGCAGCAAUGCGAGACGGUAGACGGUGACACGACGACAAACAUACAUGUGCCGAACUUGUGCGUAGCGCAACAAGUGUGUACGCAAUGUAUCCACGAUCCCGAUAUAUCGAACGGCUGUUUUGCUUUCGGGCUCGUACGUGAGUUCGUUUUCAGGAGGGAACCGACGAAGGGGUUGGUAGACUUUGCUACUCGGCCCGUUCAGGACUUUGCCCGCAUCGUUUGCAUUGCGCACAAUGCAAAAGGUUUUGACGCGCAAUUCAUGCCGCGGCAUAUGGUUGAGCGGGAUGGAAACCCACCGCAGGUCAUCCUAAGCGGCAGUAAGAUCAUUAUGCUCGGAGCGGGUCACACCCGAUUUCCAGAUUCCGUAGCAUACAUGCCUAUGGCAUAA
Molecule: messenger RNA, 2103 nt
Organism: Neodiprion fabricii
Lineage: Eukaryota; Metazoa; Arthropoda; Insecta; Hymenoptera; Diprionidae
Exons: 2
Coding region: 1-2103 (700 amino acids)
Source: RefSeq, a predicted model, not a curated record